AUGGCCAAAAGCAAAAAUCAUACUAAUCAUAAUCAAAAUCGAAAGGAUCAUCGUAAUGGAAUUAAGCGGCCAAAAUCUGAACGAUUUCCAUCAUUAACUGGAGUUGAUUCAAAGUAUGUUCGUAAUUUAAAAUUUACCAAACAUCAUAAUCAUGUUGCACGUAAAAAUUUACGUAAAUCACGAAAAGCUAAAUUAGCUAGUGCUGAAGGUUCAACAAGUAAAACAGUUAGACGUGGACCUGCUCGUCAAACAGAACAAAAAACAUCAGUAUGGUCACUUUCAUCAGUAUUAAAAAAUAUUACAACUUAUUUUACUGGAGAAACAACAGUACAACCAACAAAAAAACGUACACAUUCAAAAAGAAAAUCAACUAAAUCUGCUACUAGUUCAACAACAACCGCAAAAAAAUAA
Molecule: messenger RNA, 411 nt
Organism: Rotaria sp. Silwood1
Lineage: Eukaryota; Metazoa; Rotifera; Eurotatoria; Philodinida; Philodinidae
Source: the annotation of a GenBank genome assembly